This is a messenger RNA of Dentiscutata heterogama, 274 nucleotides long. Lineage: Eukaryota; Fungi; Glomeromycota; Glomeromycetes; Diversisporales; Gigasporaceae. The record is from the annotation of a GenBank genome assembly.
AUGUCUAAUCUUUUACACCACAAUAUUGUGAUAUUUUCAAACAAGGUGAAGUGCCAAAUUGCCCCAACUGUGAAGAGAAAGCUAAAACUGACUGUAAUCCUUUAUGGUGAUUCACAUCCUAAAGGAUUAGAAAUUGGCCAAAUCUCAGCACACGAUCAAGAUAAAGCCAAUUGUUUGGUAAUAAUGGGAACUUCUUUAAGAAUUCCUGGAGUAAAAGCUCUUAUAAAAGACUUUGCUAAAGCAGUUCAUGAAUGUAAAAGGUUAUAUGAUAUUG